AUGACACUCAGCAAGCUCCCUCUGGCUGUUUCAGCCUCAGCGGGACUUGUCGUCGCCUUGGUGGCAGCCACAGGAGCUCAAGGACGAGAUGUGCAUAUUGCCACGACCUCAUUUCCUCGCGAUGUCACCAAUCCAAAGGACGAUAACGUCUUUCAAUAUCUCUCCCCUCAACUCACUCACCAAGCUCUGAUUGGUAUCAUCUACAUAUCCUUCUGGCUAGGGGCGACGGGCUGGGACAUUGUCUCCACAAUGACAUUCGAUCUUAGAGUCGUCAGAGAGACGCGAUACAAGAGCUUCUUCUCGGUCGUCAACUCCCUUGCCUAUCUCAUCUCACGAUACUUUACCUUCAUCUGGCUGCUCAGAAGUCUACUCGAUGCCAUCUCCGCUAUCGAUGACUGUCACAGUCAUUACGAAGUGUCCGCCGUGCUGUACGGCUUCGUCGUAGUAAGCACCUACAUUGUCUUUGCAUUAAGGACAGCCAAUGUCUGGCAGAUGAAGCCAGUCAUCGUGAUACCCCUCUUCGCAGUAGUGGCAGGCAUCUGCGGAACUUCCGUUGCCCUCGGUCACGAUAUGCAAGUGACUCGAAUCGGCACCAGUCCCUUCUGCUCUUACAUUCUGAGAGGCGUUCCCUCUUAUGUCCUCUUGUGCUUGUGCGGCUUCUUUGACCUACUCAACUUCACCUUCUUGGGUCUCAAGUUGAGCAAGUCAGGUUUCAAGGGCAUGGUACGAUGCAUGCUACCUCAGAAUCGUCCCAACUACGAUCAUGCCGAGAUCAGGCAGAUGCUCUUGCAGCGUACCGGGGUAUUCACGCUAGUCCAAUUGGGUCUUCUCACCUCCAUUGCGGUCCUCUAUGCUGUAUUCCCCGAUCAGCAGGCCACAUACAAGCUCAUGCAAGUAGGCGCGUUCCACAGUAUCACCUCGAACAUGAAUGCAAGCAUCUUCCGCAAGGCAUGGAGGCUGACGAGGGAGCAGUCUCCUGCGAAUAUCAACGUCCCUCCUGCGUAUCAGUCCAGCUGGCCAAACAGUCCAGGGCUGGGCAUCACGCCUGGCGGGCCCUCCGCUGGCUACGACAUGAGCUCGGCGAGCUCUGUACGCAGGUUCAGUCGAGAGAAGGCUAUGGCGCAGAAGGCGCAAGAUUGGUCGACUGCCUACGUAGAGGGCGAGCUUGUCACUGAUAACGUGGACAAGGAGAAGACGUCUUUAGGGCUCCCAACACAUCAAGGAGACACUACACUCGGCGCGGGACUGGACGACAACAGAAGAUCGGCAAGUGAGGGCGAGGGCCACGGUACAGAUGGCAUCCGCUUCGAUACGGUUCUGAGCCAAACAUCCAGAGGAGGUGCUCUGGGCGAGCCACGCAACGGCAUCGCAACUGAGGCGAUCAAUCCUAGAGGGCCUCUCUCUCGCCUGCCUUCGCAUCACAACCCAGACAGUGUACAGUCACCUCGACGUCCAAGCUCGGGGACAACAAAGACCAUGACCAUUGACAGAAGUGAAGCGGGGCCUCAGACGCGUCCCGGGAGCAGCAGCACCUCUCUGGUUACCCGUGCUCUUGGCCGAUCAGGACCAGGACGAGAGCUUCGAGUCUCAACAUCCGACGGUCUGGGAGCAUCAUCCAAGAGCGGCAAAGAGGUUGACUUGAGAGGCAUUCGACCUCACACAACCCCAUCUCCUCGCGUCGUCUUCGGACCCGUACAGGUUCUCACGCCGUCACCGGGCUCCCCGCGCAAUAUCGCUCGGCUCCAGCAGGAAGGACCUCUCCUGCCACCACUGUCGGCUGCUCUGGCGCAGCUGCUUGAGCCUGCAACCCAAGGAAGCCAUCGUGGCGAUUCAUUUGACGUAGCGGGGCGCUCUGCAAGUGGGGUGGUCGAUCAAGUGUCUCCAAGAUCAGGGCAGCUCGAGAGGGAUCAGGACAGUGGCGAUGCACCACACAGACCAGCUGUCACUGCCUCGGCUUCGCUCAAAGCCGGCAGCCCGAUGCCUCCCGAAUUGGCCGGUAUCGCCCGAAACGUGAACGUCGAUGGCAACGCCGGUAGAGCCGCUCCAGGGACAACUAGCCCCAUCUCUCCCUCACGACCCAAGACCGCUGGCCAGGCUCCUGUCCGAUCUCCCACUGCUCUCUCGCGACCCAGCACUGCACCCGGCCAAGAUCAUCGUUACUCGGGUCUUGAUACUGCCAACCGCUUUGCGGCAUCAACAGCCACAGGCUCUUGGCGAAGGCAGCCAUUCUCUCUUGCUCCUCCAUCGACUGCCUUCCCUGACUUACAAAGAGCUUUUGCGGACACGAUACAGUCUGAUGAACUCAGAAUGGAGAUUGGAGGAUCCUCUACCGACGAUGGCAGGCCAAGAACCAGUCGAGGCGGGCCCGUGGCUCCGUUCGGCAGUCGGGAGCCAGGUGGUAGCGGGACAUGGUACUCGCGAAGACCGUCUUUACCAAUCAUCCCGAGCCGUGAGCCUCCGACAGACGUCGAGCUUCUGGCAGCUGCAGCUCGAGCUGCAAGCGCUCAAGGCCCCUUGUCUCCUACGGAGAAUAGAAUUCUCACUGCACAGAUGGUUCGGCAGCCGUCUUCUGCCAUAGAAGAGGCCUACCGCGAACUCGAGGAAGUGGCGGGUCGACCUUCGCUGAGCGCAUCUUCGGAGGCUAGCGCCUCUACAACUACCACACUCAGUAGCAACCUGAAUGCAUCGCAUCAUACCCAGUCGUAA
Molecule: messenger RNA, 2706 nt
Organism: Microstroma glucosiphilum
Lineage: Eukaryota; Fungi; Basidiomycota; Exobasidiomycetes; Microstromatales; Microstromataceae
Exons: 2
Coding region: 1-2706 (901 amino acids)
Source: RefSeq, a predicted model, not a curated record